AUGACUUGUUCCGAAGAGAAGAAAGUGCUGCUAGGCACACAUAUGCUUGAGGAAGAAGCGGAGGAUUGGUGGAAUAACACUUCACAGAGGUUUGUGGAGGAAGAGGUUGUGGUUACUUGGGUGGUGUUCAAGGAGGCUUUCCUUGAGAAGUACUUCCCAGAGGAUGAAAGAGGUAAAAAGGAAAUUGAAUUCCUUGAGCUGAAACAAGAGAAUUCAUCUGUUGCUGUUUAUGCUUCAAGGUUUGAACAACUUGUGAAGUAUUGUCCGAAUUAUAAUACAACAGAUUUGAGGGCUCGUUCAGAUUUUUAUCGGAAUAAGAACGAUAAGAAAGGUAAGGGUCAGUUCAGGGGUAAGCCUUAUGAAACUCCUGCUGACAAAGGGAAGCAGAAAGCGGGUUAUGGCAAUAAACCAAGAGGGGGAGGAAAUCAGUCUUCUCCAAGGUGUUUCAAUUGUGGUGAAGUUGGUCAUCGCAGUUUCGAAUGCAAGAAAGAGAAGGCUAAGUGUCUUAAGUGUGGGAAGGAAGGCCAUACGGCUUCGAAUUGUAAGCAGAAGCAAGUGACGUGCUAUAAUUGUGGUGAGGUCGGCCACUAUAGUAUGAGUUGCCCUAAGCCGAAACAAGCUCCAGCAGGUGGCAAAGUGUUCGCUUUAGCAGGCGGAGAUAUGGUUAUCGACACUCCAUCUUCGGAUUCGAUAACUACUUCAUUAGUUUGUUUGAGUUGUCCUUUGACCAUUUAUGGUAGGGAGUUCGUGAUGGAUUUGAUUUGUCUACCGAUGAAAGACGUGGAUGUGAUUUUGGGGAUGAAUUGGUUGGUAUACAAUCGUGUCAACAUUGAUUGUUAUCACAAAUUGGUAAGGUUUCCUUUUCUUGAUGGAGAUGGAGAAUCUUAUGUCUUAUCUACCAAAGAGUUGAAAAGACUUUUGGCGGAUGAAGCACAUUUGUUUGGAUUGUUUGCUUCGUUGACUGUGGAGGAUCGAGCUGCAGUCGAGGAUUUUUCGGUUGUGUGUGAAUUUCCGGAAGUGUUUCCUGAAGACUUUUAUGAUGUACCGCCAAAGAGAGAGGUGGAAUUUUCCAUAGAUCUAGUUCCUGGUACUAAGCCUGUUUCUAUGCCCCCUUAUAGAAUAUCGGCGUCAGAGUUGGUCGAAUUGAAGAAAUAA
Vicia villosa (hairy vetch) is the source of this 1155-nucleotide messenger RNA. RefSeq lists its product as uncharacterized. Gene Ontology annotation, molecular function: nucleic acid binding; zinc ion binding. The coding region runs from base 1 to 1155 and encodes 384 amino acids. Lineage: Eukaryota; Viridiplantae; Streptophyta; Magnoliopsida; Fabales; Fabaceae. The record is from RefSeq and is a predicted model, not a curated record. The transcript has 3 exons.